Messenger RNA from Oppia nitens, 693 nucleotides. RefSeq lists its product as uncharacterized. Bases 69 to 605 code for a protein of 178 amino acids. The transcript has 2 exons. NCBI's taxonomy places the organism in Eukaryota, Metazoa, Arthropoda, Arachnida, Sarcoptiformes, Oppiidae. The record is from RefSeq and is a predicted model, not a curated record.
AACUAUUAACAGCUAACUGUUGACAGAUUUACUAAUUAAUCAAUUAAUCGGUGCAAUAACUGACAUCAAUGAUGACAAUCAGCGUACAGUCAUCAUCGGUGGUCAUAGUGUUGGUCAUCAUUGCAUUGGUAUCAGUGAUGACGACAAACGCAAGCAUUUUUGAUUACGUGAAUUGUGGGGUCAUUAAAACUAAAGUAAUAGCCAAUUGCGGAAAAGAUUUCCGUAAAGAUAUGAGCCAAUUGUCCGAUUGGUAUGAACUGCGGCGACGACAGGUGUGCUGUUCAUUACAACGGUUACGCCACUGUGUCGUCAAUGAACUCGGCAACAAGUGCCACGGCAUCACCGAUGAGGAAGUGAACCAGGUUUUCGACGUAGUUGUGAAGGGAGUAGCUCUAGUAAGCAAUUAUGAUUGCAAAUCGUACGGCACAAGUUCAUGGAUGUGCGCGCCCGGCUAUGUGUUCAUUAUUGUGGCGGUCGGGCUACUGAUACUAAUGCUGGCCACCUGUUACUAUUGUUUUCUCUAUUGGUAUCGGCGUAGAGGUGGUGGCAGUGGUUGGUGUCGUAAAAACACUAAUCAACCGACUGCACCGCCAUUGUUUCCGUGAUUUAUCGAUUGCUGGUAUUAAUUCAAUUGCAAAAAUUCUAGUUAUACGCCGACAUAAUUGCACCGUUAGAUAUAUAAUUAUUACAUAC